Drosophila kikkawai is the source of this 2816-nucleotide messenger RNA. RefSeq names its product carbohydrate sulfotransferase 4. NCBI's taxonomy places the organism in Eukaryota, Metazoa, Arthropoda, Insecta, Diptera, Drosophilidae. Gene Ontology annotation, molecular function: N-acetylglucosamine 6-O-sulfotransferase activity. Gene Ontology annotation, biological process: sulfur compound metabolic process; N-acetylglucosamine metabolic process. The record is from RefSeq and is a predicted model, not a curated record.
UUUCAUUCGGUCGGUCGCGUCGCGGAAAAACACCGCUCUGGAAAACAAAGAUAAUAAUAAUACGCGACAUCUGCAGCGAUCUCUGCGAUGCUCUCGAGCUGAGGGCGCGGGCGAUAACUAUGUGCGUGUGGGAGCGACCCAGCGGGCCAGUAAUGUGCAAGUGCUGAGCGGUGCCAAGUGCGUUGCGUUCGUUACAUCGCCAAUUAGUCAUUACCAUUAGCCAUUGGCCAUUGGCUAACCUAUUGGGCAGUGGCCACCAGCAAUUAGCCAGGAGCAGCGCCUCUCCUCGCCCCGUCCAAUGAGCACAGCGGGCUCGGAGGCGGACGUGGACCUCGAUCUGGACUUGGAGUCGUGCGCGCUGCUUAACGCAAAGGCGGAAGCGUCAAACGGACCCGGACCCGUCGAUCCCGGCAGGACACGCGCUAAGCAGCGCAUCAGCUUGAGCGGAAAGCGGCGACGCAGCCGAAUGUCGCGCAGGGCCAAUCUGAUCGGCAUCUGCGGCGUGAGCAGCCUGUGCAUCCUGCUGCUGAUCGCCACCACCCAGCACCGUCCGCUUACCACUCCGUUCAACCAGGCCGCUGGCCGGGAUCAGGGUGCGGGAGCGGGUGCUGGUGGCGGCCCUGGCAACGCCUAUGGCGUCGACGGGGGGCCGUCCAAUUCCCUGGCGCGUAGCGCCUUCUACGACCGCUUCCAGCAGCAGUUGCAGCAGCAGCAGCCAUCCCAAACGGCCGUCUACAAUCUGACAGCUACUAUAGUGGAUGUCCUGUCGGCUCAACGGUCGCGCAUCCUAACCGAGAUGGAGAACUUCGAGUAUCCGCGCGGCGGUGCCGAGCGCCUGGCAGACAUGACGCCAGAGACGAACGGCACUCCGGUGCGCAGCGUGGUGGUCACAUCGUGGCGCUCCGGCUCCACCUUCCUGGGCGAUAUACUCAAUUCGAUACCGGGUAACUUUUACCACUACGAACCCCUGCUGGACUUUGGCAUCAAGCAGAUCCGGGAUCCGGACGACCAGGAGCUGGCCGUGCAAAAUCUGAAGAACCUGCUCAAUUGCGACUACGCCGACAUGCUGGACUACUUGAACUUCGGCAAGACGCACACAUAUCUCUUCGAGCACAACACACGGCUGUGGGACGUCUGUCGGGAGUUUCCGCGCUUCUGCUGGCGGCCCGCGUUCCUCACGCGCUUCUGCCGCCUCUUCCCCAUCCAGAGCAUGAAGACGGUGCGUCUGCGUCUCGCACAGGCCGAGAAGCUGCUCGAGGACCAAAGUAUGGCCAGUGUGCGGAUCGUGCUUCUGGUGCGAGAUCCACGGGGUACGAUGCAGUCGAGGCGACAUCGAGUCUGGUGCGGGGGCAACGAGGACUGCGAGGAUCCGCGACUCGUCUGCCAGGAUCUUCAGGAUGACUACAAGACAGCUGAGCUGCUGUUGCAAAAGUAUCCAUCGCGUUUUAGGACUCUGCGCUAUGAGGACUUGUCACUGAAUCCCAGUGAAAUGACACAGGACAUUUUGCAGUUCUACGGUUUGCCAUUCGAUCCAGCCGUCGAGGAGUUCCUAGACACGCACACCAAGGUCAACAUUGGCGGUGUCAGCUCCACCUAUCGUGAUUCCAGGUCAGCGCCCUUCCAUUGGAUGCAGGAUCUAAAGCCAGAAGAGAUUAAGCAAAUCCAGGAUGUCUGCGUCGAUGCCAUGGACAUGUGGGGCUAUCGUCGCAUCGAGAACUUCAGCAACUUCUCCAGCCUGCAGCAGAGCUUCGAUCCAAUGGUGCUGCCGCCUCCAUUCACGUGAAGCGGGCGGGUCUAGCUGACCUAUCGUCUACGAUAACUGAUAAAGAUAACUAAUUCUUCUACUUGGUACAUUUUGUUGUGAUAUCGUCGUGUUGAGCGAGCAAAAAGAUAGAGAAAUGGAGCAGAGGAAGGUGGUGAUUCGAUGGAGGCGGGCGCAAUGAGUGGCCAGAGGAGGGGAAACGGAUGCACUGUGGAAACUCAAUUCAUAGCUGGCACAUUUUUGCUGAACACGCAAACACACUUAACUGAGCAAUAGUUAUUAAUAUAUAUAAACUGAAUAUACAAUAUGAAAUGCAUAAGUUUAGUAAUUGGCGAAUUUUGUGUAGAGCGUAAAACGGUACGAAAACCAGUCGAAUAUCAGAUUUACAUUUAGGCCUAGAUCUUAAGCAACCAAUAACUGAAAGUUUAGUCUAUAUAGGGCUGCAUAUUGUGGAUUGUUUAGUUGGCUUUUUGAUGUAAAUUAUUUAGGCGGAAACUUUUGUAAUUCAGCUUAACCAGCAAGUGCAUAGAAAUCCAGUGAUUUAGCAUCUAACACACAACCAAAACGUAUCAGAGUCAGAGUCAAAAAUUGAAAGAGUUCGAAACUACUAGAGAUGCAAUAAUUAUACAACCGUGUUUGGCAUACCACAAAUUGUGCAAUAUUUAUCAAGUGGAAAGGAGAACAAUUUAAUCACGCUAGAAUCAAUUUAGACACGAAUUUCCUAAGCAAAUUAUAUAUGUAUAUCUAUAAAAGUGGACGAGAAGAGCAAUGGGCACUCAACUCCUAAGCAUAAGUUUCCUUAGGCAUAACUUAUUUGUAUGGUUAUUUAGUUGUAAUUGUAAUUAAAUUGUACUAUACUUUAUGUCCUUAUAUUACACAACUGUGUUGAAUUCGUUUUCUUUUUCCAAAACGAAGCCCAGUAAAUUGAUCAAAUUUUGGCAACGCGAUGUUAAACGAGUAAUCGGAUUAUUUAAUAAAAUAAAGAAUCCAGCAAUAUUUGCAUAAAUUACACUUAUUAAGCAAGAUAACAACUGAAUAAACAAUGAAUAAUGAA